Molecule: messenger RNA, 4390 nt
Organism: Daphnia pulicaria
Lineage: Eukaryota; Metazoa; Arthropoda; Branchiopoda; Diplostraca; Daphniidae
Product: inositol hexakisphosphate and diphosphoinositol-pentakisphosphate kinase-like
Exons: 25
Coding region: 239-4126 (1295 amino acids)
Biological process (GO): inositol phosphate biosynthetic process; inositol metabolic process
Cellular component (GO): cytosol
Molecular function (GO): inositol hexakisphosphate kinase activity; 5-diphosphoinositol pentakisphosphate 1-kinase activity; diphosphoinositol pentakisphosphate kinase activity
Source: RefSeq, a predicted model, not a curated record
UGGCCUACUUUCUGAAUGUUAUUAUUGUGUUGUUCGUGCUCGUUGGUGCUAUCGAUGUUGGAUUGUUAGAUUACUAAAUAUUUCCUUCACGAUUUCCUUACCCAACGUAGUUUUCCAUUCCCUAGUUGAUUGUGCAAGUUAAAAUUCCUGUCACUCUGAGAACUGGUUAAUUAUUAUUCCAAUCAUAGAGGAAGCGUUUAUUUACAAUGGCAGCAUGUUCUUGGUUUAGCAAAUAACUAUGUCGUAUAAAGAACUGGAAGUGGGAUAUCAAGGCUUAAAGGCUGCCUCUUUCUAUAUCGGCGACGAGUCCGAAGGAGCAAGUGCUACUUUAGCAAACGAAGCUGGGCUUGCAAGUGAUACACUGCCCACAACCUAUGAAUACGUCUACACUUCGGCUAGUUCACCAACGAGAACUUUUCACCCAAACUGCCCAAUUUGCCUCCAGAAGGGUGAAGAAUGCCAGGAAUGUCCUGACGAUUUAUUUGGCAGUGAUCUGGAUCCUCUAUUGGGAAGAAUGGAAAAGGAAUACGUUGACACCGGUAAGCAGGUCGUGGCCGGCAUUUGUGCCAUGGCAAAAAAGUCUAAUUCGAAACCGAUGAGAGAAAUUUUGGCAAGACUCGAUGAAUUUGAUUACAUUAAAACAAUAAUCUUUCCUGAGGAAACCAUCUUGAAGGAGCCCGUUGACAAAUGGCCAGUCUGUGACUGUUUGAUAUCGUUCCAUUCAAAAGGCUUUCCAUUGGACAAAGCUGUGGCUUACGCCGAGCUUGUUCGCCCAUAUACGAUCAACAAUUUGCGAAAACAAUUUGAUCUGCAGGAUCGCAGAAAAGUUUAUGGGAUCUUGCGGAGGGCCGGGAUCGCUUUACCUCGCUUUGCUAUCCUAGAUCGAGAUUCUCCAGAUCCAAGCCAACACUCGCUGAUCGAAUCAGAGGAUCACGUCGAGGUUAACGGGAUAGUUUUCAACAAACCAUUUGUUGAAAAACCUGUUUCAGCGGAAGACCACAAUAUUUACAUUUAUUAUCCGACUUCGGCUGGUGGCGGAUCCCAGCGUCUAUUCCGCAAAAUUGGAAGUCGGAGCAGCGUCUACUCACCCGAGUCAAAAGUGCGCAAGAAUGGAUCGUAUAUCUACGAAGAUUUCAUACCAACUGAUGGAGCUGAUGUCAAGGUUUAUACCGUGGGCCCAGAUUAUGCCCACGCUGAAGCGCGGAAAUCCCCUGCGCUAGACGGCAAGGUGGAACGUGAUCACGAGGGGAAAGAAAUACGAUAUCCAGUUAUUUUAUCCAAUCUCGAGAAAUUGAUUGCUCGUAAAGUUUGUCUUGCCUUCAAUCAAACCGUCUGCGGCUUUGACCUCUUGAGGGCGAAUGGCAGGUCGUUCGUUUGUGAUGUCAAUGGCUUUAGUUUUGUUAAAAAUUCGGCGAAAUACUACGACGAUUGCGCCAGGAUUCUUGGAAAUAUGAUUUUACGUCGUUUGGCGCCCACUUUGCAUAUUCCGUGGGCUCUGCCUUUCCAGCUCGAUGACCCACCGAUAGUGCCUACGACUUUUGGCAAGAUGAUGGAAUUGCGUUGUGUUGUGGCCGUCAUUCGUCACGGAGAUCGGACGCCGAAGCAGAAAAUGAAAAUGGAAGUUCGUCAUCCCAGAUUUUUUGCUCUAUGGUCCUCAUACGAAUCCGAAGUCAAUGGACGCCAUUUAAAACUAAAAAAACCUGCACAACUGCAGGAAGUACUCGAUAUAGCCCGCUUUCUCUUAUCAGAAGUAGAAGCUGGUUCAGCUGAUCGGGAACUAGAAGAAAAGCGCGGAAAAUUAGAACAACUCAAAACUGUUCUAGAAAUGUAUGGCCACUUUUCAGGUAUUAACCGAAAAGUUCAACUCAAAUACCAACCCCGUGGUAGACCACAAUCGGGCUGCAGUGAGGAAGACACACACAAUGAACCGUCUUUGCUACUAAUACUGAAAUGGGGCGGAGAACUUACUCCAGCCGGAAGAGUGCAAGCAGAAGAGCUUGGGCGCAUUUUCCGUUGCAUGUAUCCAGGAGGUCAAGGCAAUCAGGGAUUGGGACUGCUUCGUUUGCACUCGACUUAUCGCCAUGAUUUAAAAAUCUAUGCGUCAGAUGAAGGUCGAGUACAAAUGACAGCAGCAGCUUUCGCAAAAGGUUUGCUAGCUCUCGAGGGGGAGCUAACUCCCAUUUUGUUCCAAAUGGUCAAAUCGGCCAAUACCAAUGGAUUACUAGAUAAUGACGGUGAAGCUUCUAGUCUGCAACACAUGGUGAAAUCGCGUCUUCAAGAGUUACUGCAAAUGGACCGUGAACUAACCGAAAAUGAACAUCGCGAGAUUAAUCCGUGCGGAGCGCGAUCGAUUGAAGCCGCUCUUCAUGUCAUCGGGAAUCCCGUUCAGUGUUGCGUCAAAGUGUAUGAACUAGUCUGCAAGUUAGUCGAAAUUGUCCGGUCCAAACGCGAUGAUCCUAAAACAAAGAAUGGCAUGUUGUAUCACGGCGAAACAUGGGAACUGAUGGCCAGGCGUUGGGGUAAACUAGAAAAAGAUUUCAAGCUUAGCGAAAAUCCCUUCGAGUUUGACAUAUCUAAAAUUCCCGAUAUUUACGACUGUAUCAAGUAUGAUAUCCAGCAUAAUCAAGCGGCCCUGAAGUUCAAUCACGCACAAGAACUGUACAUGCUAGUUAAAGCUCUUGCUGACGUCGUGAUACCGCAAGAAUACGGCCUUUCAGAUCAAGAUAAAUUGGCCAUUGGACAAGGAAUAUGCAAUCCAUUAAUGCGAAAAAUACGUGCUGAUUUGCAACGCAACAUUGAAGAGGACUUGCCAAUGUCGGACGAAUCUGUUAACCGCCUCGAUCCCAGAUAUUCGCAUGGCGUUUCCAGCCCUGGCAGGCACGUUCGUACGAGGUUGUACUUCACCAGUGAGAGCCAUUUGCACUCAUUGUUGACGGUACUCCGUUUCGGUGGAUUGGUAGAGGGAGGGGAAGGUGCUGAUGAACAGUGGCGUCGUGCUAUGGAAUACGUAAGUCAAAUAUCGGAACUCAACUACAUGUCCCAAGUGGUUAUAAUGCUCUAUGAAGACCAAACAAAGGAUCCCACAUCCGAGCAAAGAUUUCAUGUUGAGUUACAUUUUUCACCCGGUGUCAAUUGUUGUGUGCAAAAGAAUUUACCUCCUGGGCCAGGAUUCCGUACCCAUCACAGAAACUCGAGCCCAACCGAAACAUCGCCUAACAAGAGCUGCCCUACUUCAAUUCCACCCGGAUCGAACUCGGUUUGUUCGCCUAAUUGCACACGGAUUGAAGAAGAGGAUCUUGAUAUUGCAGACGUAGUGGAUCAUUCAGAACAGCCGAAACAUUCCUUCCUCAAUCUGUCUGUUCCGGUGCGUACAUCAAGAACUUCAUCUGGAUCUGAAAGUCCGUCGAUAACACCUCCGAAUACUUUGAAAAUUCCGAUAAUUACAUCGGAACCUAUUCCGAUAAGGAACUCGCCUGGAAGGAAUCCAUUGGAUAGUCCUCAUUUGAGUUUCCCGCCAACAUCGAAUUCAUCGCCUUCACUGAUGGAUGUCCCCGGUGGUCUAAUAAUGAACAGUAGCAAUAGUAGUUGUGCAAGCCAGCACACUCCACCACGCUCCUAUCGAGUCAGCAAAUCUCCCGAUUUUGAACCGCAGGGUCCGAGAGCAAAAGCACACACCAUCAGUGGUGUUGGCGUUGCCGCGCCGACCAGGUCCCUAGAUUUGGAUGAAGAUUCCGAUCUACGACGCCAUCGUCACUCGAUUCCUGGCCAUUUGAACGUCUUGAUGACUCAGCGCCAAUCGGUAGUUGCCAAACGCAAACUUAGCCAACAUCAGCACCAGCAUCCCGCCCUAUUCAGCACAGCUGUCAUUAGUGGAAGCUCCAGCGCACCUGAAUUAACAGCCAUCUUGCCAUCAACCGGAACGGCAAUGGGUCUCGGUUUGGCCAAUUUGGCAGCCAUAGACCCUUGCGUUUCUGUGGGCGUACCUGCCAUACGCCCUCUCGAGACACUUCACAACGGAUUGUCUUUAAAACAGCUGGAUCAGUUCCUUGAACAAAUGACCACGUUACAGCCUCUCUGUAGUCCUUUACCAGGGGUGGUCACCAGUAAUCCAUUUAAAGACUUGUAAUUUAAUUUCGAGAUUUUCGGUUCUGUUGACAAGGUUCUUUAGGUAAGUCACCGUUGUCUAAUCGUUGAAUGAUAGUUUGGUUAUAACGAGUCGUGCUACAAGGAGCAUUACAGAACAUGGUGCAACAUGUUUAAAUUCCUUGUAGAUGCUCUUUAAAAGUUAAGCGUCACUGUUCCGUAUUCCCAAUCGUCUGUUUAGUGAUUCAUUUAGUUACCCUCGUUUGGCAUGAAAACAGUAAAAGAAAAUAAACUGCCAAUCAAAAAU